CCUCCCGCCAGCCGUGGCUUUGGCUUUGCACCCGGCGGCGACUGAGAACUGUGGCGGCUGCGGAGCCAGCAGCGCAGGCGGGCGGAGCGGAGCUGUCCGGCCCGGUGGCGGGCGAUGCCCCCGUGAGUCUCUGUCGCUGCCCGUCCCCGCCCCGCGUCCCUACCCCUUCGGAGUCCGCGCCCGCCAGGGGCCGGGCCGCGCCUACCGCCGGGUCCGCGGGGCGGGGUCCCGGGGCAGCACCUGCCUCGCCUUGCGGAGCUACUCAGCCAGCGGAGCCCAGCUCCCGGCGUGGACCCCGGCCCCACCUCGGGACCCUGCCAUCACAUUUCCUCCUCCUGGAAGCCUGCCCUGAUUGCCUUUACUGUCUCUGCAGACGUGGAGAUUUGCACAAAUGCCCUAGGGGCGUGCUGCUGAGAGGGCACAGCCCCCUGUGAUGCGGAACCCCACACCCAGGUUCAUCAGUUCGAACUGCCUGAAGCCCUGCCGCCCUGGGGACCAUGUUUAACGGGGAGCCUGGUCCAGCUUCAGCUGGGGCCUCCAGGAAUGUGGUACGGAGCUCCAGCAUCAGCGGCGAGAUCUGUGGAUCCCAGCAAGCUGGGGGUGGGGCCGGGACCACCACGGCCAAGAAACGACGCAGCAGCCUGGGAGCCAAGAUGGUGGCUAUCGUCGGCCUGACCCAGUGGAGCAAAAGCACACUGCAGCUCCCCCAGCCUGAAGGGGCCACUAAGAAGCUGCGCAGCAACAUCCGACGGAGCACGGAGACUGGCGUUGCGGUGGAGAUGCGGAGCCGCGUCACACGCCAGGGCAGUCGGGAGUCUACGGAUGGGAGCACCAACAGCAACAGCUCCGAGGGCACGUUUAUUUUUCCCACACGGCUUGGAGCUGAAAGCCAGUUCAGUGAUUUUCUGGAUGGCCUGGGACCAGCCCAGAUUGUGGGGCGACAAACACUGGCAACACCUCCCAUGGGAGAUGUGCACAUUGCCAUCAUGGACCGGAGCGGUCAGCUGGAGGUGGAAGUGAUUGAAGCUCGGGGCCUGACCCCCAAACCAGGCUCCAAAUCCCUCCCAGCCACCUAUAUCAAGGCUUACCUGCUGGAGAACGGGGCGUGUGUGGCCAAGAAAAAAACUAAGGUGGCCAAGAAGACCUGUGAUCCCUUGUACCAACAGGCUCUGCUCUUUGAGGAGGGGCCCCAAGGCAAGGUGCUACAGGUGAUCGUCUGGGGAGACUAUGGCCGUAUGGACCACAAGUGCUUCAUGGGCAUGGCCCAGAUCAUGCUGGACGAGCUGGACCUGAAUGCCGCGGUCACCGGCUGGUACAAACUCUUUCCCACAUCCUCUGUGGCCGACUCCACACUCGGAUCCCUUACCAGGCGUCUGUCCCAGUCCUCUUUGGAGAGUGCCACCAGUCCCUCCCCCUCGUGCUCCUAAGGACCUCACGGAGAACCAGAGGCCAGGGGCUGGGAGGGGGGAAGGGAGCCUGCUGGCCUCACUGCCCCCUGUACAUAGUCUCUGUCUCUUUCUGGACCCCUCGCCGUGCUGCAUGCCCAAUGACCACUGGGCUUGUCCCAGCUGGCAGUGGAGACUGUAGUGUAUGUCCAUGUAUGUUUGUGGUGUGUGUCCGUGUCCACAUUAUAUCUAUGUGUCUGGGUACAGUCAGUCCUGGUGACCACAUGAACUGCAGUCCAUGUCUCUGUAUCUUGCUGGAGAGAAUCCAAAGGAACAUCAUGUGGCCACGUCUUGCCCCUGGAGUCUCCAGGGGUGGAAGUAGGGGGAUGUGGCCACUGGUGGGCCUUGCUUAGCCCCAGCCUGGGUGUCUUAUGGUCUCCACUUGGUUUUUCGUCCAGUCUUUUGUUUCUUUGCCUCUCCCAGCAUUGCUGCUCUUUGAGGAAUGUAGCACCCAUUGCAGCUGACUAGGAAUUCAGUCUCUUCCCCCUACCCCAGCUGGUGGUCAUCCCAUUGAAUGCAUCCACAGCAUGUGGCAUGCUCACCCCGAGCUCUACCCCGCCAGGAAGACAGAGGCUGUCUGAGGAGGAGGGGCCUUGAGAGUGUUUCUCUCUGGGGAUGGCACCGUCUUACAGACCAGGUACAAGAGCGCUGAGUUCCGGGGUGCUGUCCAGACACGCUAGGGGACUGCUAGGAUCUCUUCUCCCCUAGAGUGCGCUCCAGCGUGCCAAAGGAGCUCCCAGUGGGCCCUAGGAGGGUUCCCUGUCAAAACAGAUGGCCUUCUUAGGCAUCAAGGAUGGACCUGUCCCCUUUUGGGCUUAUCCCUGAGGGAGCAGGCUUGGUAAGAGGUGUCAUGGGUAGGCUGCUUGCUGAAGGAAGGAGGGCUAUGGCGGAGUUAUGCCGAGGCACUCACUGUCCAGAAUCCUGUCUGACCUGGGGAUUAGCUGCAUGAAGCUGCUCUUCAGGGUUCUGCUUUCUUCGCUCAUCUGUAGACACUAGUCCCCAGCUGAGGUCCUGGCUCCCCAGGCCUCCAGCCUCCUAGCCUCAUGAGCAGCCUGGCUCUGCACUCGAGGGUGCCUCUGUCACCAGCUCUGUACCAGCAAUACUCACCCGUCCACCUCCCCCCUUUAUCUAGUGGUCCCCUGCUCCUCUGGGCAGUGGCCUGCAUCUGCUUCACUAUCUCCCCCUUGUCUGGCUGGGCUCCUCCUAACCGCUGAGAACCCUGUUGGAGGGCCUAGUGCCUGGGCCAGAGCCUGAGAUGGCUAUUGUUACUCCUAAAGGCUAGCUCCAGACCGCUGUGUCCGUUCCUCCCCUCUUUAGCUAUAGGGUGGAAUUGGAGGCUGCCUGGGAGAUGGCAGAGCAGCCCUGGUUCAUAUCCCGUAGGAAGGAAGAGGUGCUGGCGAUAGGGGAGAGGAAGGUUCUCUUUCUGCUUCUCUUCCAGCCCAUCUCCAAGUGUGGCCUUGCCUCUAGCCCAUGUACCUAGGCAGGGAGAGCUACCAGGGUAACUGAAAAAUCCUUGGCAUGUGUGUGAAUUCCAUUUGUACCAAAGCUGGGGUGCUUAAAGCCAGCCCAGCCCAAUGGCCUCCCCAUAGUCAGUCUUGCACCCUCCUUUCAAAGAAAGGUAGUGAAGAAGCCCCCACACGAACUGAGGGUGAAGGGGAGGAUAGUGAACAGGGCUGCGGAUGUCUGUGCAGGCAGGGGAGGGAGGGA
Microtus ochrogaster (prairie vole) is the source of this 3152-nucleotide messenger RNA. RefSeq names its product regulating synaptic membrane exocytosis 3 (gene Rims3). Gene Ontology annotation, molecular function: transmembrane transporter binding; small GTPase binding. Gene Ontology annotation, biological process: positive regulation of synaptic transmission; calcium ion-regulated exocytosis of neurotransmitter; regulation of synaptic plasticity. Gene Ontology annotation, cellular component: presynaptic membrane; cytoskeleton of presynaptic active zone. NCBI's taxonomy places the organism in Eukaryota, Metazoa, Chordata, Mammalia, Rodentia, Cricetidae. The record is from RefSeq and is a predicted model, not a curated record.